This is a messenger RNA of Adineta steineri, 531 nucleotides long. Lineage: Eukaryota; Metazoa; Rotifera; Eurotatoria; Adinetida; Adinetidae. The record is from the annotation of a GenBank genome assembly.
AUGGCAGAUGAACCACUAUUUACAAUAGAAAUGGAUGGACAUCGUCAUCCAUUAAUUAACAAUGAUGGUGACGAUGAUGAUGACGAUGAUGAUAAUCGUUUUAUUGAUAAUGAUACUGGUGCUGAUCUAUUACAAACAGAUGAUAUUGAAACAGUACAAAUAACUGAACGAACAGUCAAUCCACGAGGAGAACGAAUCUCACCACAUGAUUUUCAAUUAUUAAAAGUAUUAGGUAAAGGUGGAUAUGGAAAAGUUUUUCAAGUACGAAAAUUAUUUGGUAGUCAUCAAAAUGAAAUAUUUGCGAUGAAAGUUCUUAAGAAAGCCAAAAUUGUUCGAAAUGCAAAAGAUACUGCACAUACAAAAGCAGAAAGAAAUAUUCUCGAAUGUGUUAAAUGUCCAUUUAUUGUUGACCUUGUGUAUGCAUUUCAAACAGGUGGAAAAUUAUAUUUAAUCUUAGAAUAUUUAUCAGGUGGAGAAUUAUUUAUGCAAUUAGAACGUGAAGGAAUAUUUUCAGAUGACAUAGCUUGGUAA